Drosophila innubila is the source of this 1137-nucleotide messenger RNA. RefSeq names its product phospholipase A1. Lineage: Eukaryota; Metazoa; Arthropoda; Insecta; Diptera; Drosophilidae. The transcript is spliced from 2 exons. The record is from RefSeq and is a predicted model, not a curated record. Gene Ontology annotation, biological process: lipid metabolic process. Bases 75 to 1085 code for a protein of 336 amino acids. Gene Ontology annotation, molecular function: lipase activity.
UACCUGCCGUAUCCCAUAUAAAGGAAACCUUUGAGCAUGUCCGAACAUCAGUUGAGGUUGACUUUGUUAGCGUCAUGAAGCUGUUUUUGGUUUUCGCAUUCUGCGUUUUGGCGGCCAGCGCCACUGAGCACCAGAUGAAUGGUGAAAAUGGCUGGUAUGUGCCCCAGGCCGAUGGAACCUUUGAGUGGGUAGACAAGGAUGCCGCCGAGUCCUAUCUGGAAGCUCAUGCCGAGCGUGAGCGCAAUCUGUUGAACCCUGUUACCUUCUAUCUGUAUACCAAGUCCAACCAGAACUCACCCCAGGAGAUCAAGGCCAACAAGAACUCCAUCUCCGGAUCCAACUUCAAUCCCAAAAACCCCACCCGCUUCACCAUUCACGGCUGGACCUCCAGUGCCGAUGACUACGUCAACUAUGGCGUUCGCAACGCAUGGUUCACCCGCGGAGACAUGAACAUGAUCACCGUUGACUGGGGACGUGCACGUUCCGUGGAUUAUGCUUCCUCCGUCUUGGCCGUUCCCGGAGUCGGAGAGCAGGUCGCUGAUCUGAUUAACUUCUUGCGCUCCAACUAUGGCAUGUCUCUGGACAACACCAUGAUCAUUGGCCACAGCCUGGGUGCCCAUGUGUCCGGUUUCGCUGGCAAGAACGUCAAGAACGGUCAGGUGAACACCAUCAUCGGUCUGGACCCUGCCCUUCCCCUGUACAGCUACGACUCCCCCAACAAGCGUCUCAACUCCAACGAUGCCUACUACGUUGAAUCCAUCCAGACCAACGGUGGUAUGCUCGGCUUCCUCAAGCCCAUUGGCAAGGGUGCCUUCUACCCCAACGGUGGCAAGUCCCAGCCUGGAUGUGGUGCCGAUUUGACCGGCUCCUGCGCUCACAGCCGUUCCGUGAUUUACUACGCCGAGUCCAUCUCUCAGAACAACUUCCCCACCAUGCGUUGCGGUGACUACGAGCAGGCCGUCUCCAAGAGCUGUGGCAACACCUACAGCUCCGUGAAGAUGGGCGCCCUCACAAAUGCCUACAUGGUUUCUGGAGAUUACUAUGUCCCCGUCAAUGGCCAGUAUCCAUAUGGCUAUGGCAACUAAACUGAAUAUGUUUUUUAAUUAUUAAAAUCAUAUUGCAAAAAAAAAAAAAAAA